AUGCCCAGGAAGCGGGUUCCUGUUGCCAACCCUGGCCGCCACCGCUCCCCAGGCCCGGGUCGAGCUCAGCGGUUUCCCUUCAGUGUCUGUAGCCAUAGCAAUGGCGCUUCAGUCACUCUUCACAAUGGAGACACGCACUGUGCCUGCGCUCCGCCUCGCGCAAGCCAACUCCCCCGCCACCCGAGAGGGCUCGGCUUUCUGGGUCGGGGCGCUAGUCAUCUCAUGCGGCAUAAAAGAACACAUACUGGAGAGAAACUUUAUGAAUGUAACCAGUGUGGCAAAGCCUUUGCAGAAAACAGUACUCUCUUAAGCCAUAAAAGAACACACACUGGAGAGAAACCUUACGAAUGUAACCAGUGUGGUAAAGCCUUUGCACAAAACAGUCAUCUCAUACAGCAUAAAAGAACACACACUGGAGAGAAACCUUAUGAAUGUAACCAGUGCGGUAAAGCCUUUGCAGUAAACAGUCAUCUCAUACGGCAUAAAAGAACACACACUGGAGAGAAACCUUAUGAAUGUAAACAGUGUGGUAAAGCCUUUGCACAAAACAGUACUCUCAGACGGCAUAAAAGAACACACACUGGAGAGAAACCUUAUGAAUGUAACCAAUGCGGUAAAGCCUUUGCAGAAAACAGU
Molecule: messenger RNA, 636 nt
Organism: Meriones unguiculatus (Mongolian gerbil)
Lineage: Eukaryota; Metazoa; Chordata; Mammalia; Rodentia; Muridae
Product: zinc finger protein 436-like
Exons: 2
Biological process (GO): regulation of transcription by RNA polymerase II
Molecular function (GO): RNA polymerase II cis-regulatory region sequence-specific DNA binding; DNA-binding transcription factor activity, RNA polymerase II-specific
Source: RefSeq, a predicted model, not a curated record